Molecule: messenger RNA, 508 nt
Organism: Raphanus sativus (radish)
Lineage: Eukaryota; Viridiplantae; Streptophyta; Magnoliopsida; Brassicales; Brassicaceae
Exons: 2
Coding region: 94-309 (71 amino acids)
Source: RefSeq, a predicted model, not a curated record
UGUCUUGUCUUGUCGCUCGAAUUCACAGGAGAGAGAGAGAGAGAGAGAGAGAGAGAGAGAGAGAGAGAGAGAGAGAGAGAGAGAGAAGGAAGGAUGGGUGGAGGAAUGGAGACGAACAAGAACAAGUUCAUAGAGGAUUGGGGAUCCGCGAGGGAGAAUCUGGAGCAUAACUUCCGAUGGACACGUCGCAACUUCGCUCUCAUCGGCAUCUUCGGCAUCGCCCUCCCCAUCCUCGUCUACAAGGGCAUCGUCAAAGACUUCCAUAUGCAAGACGAAGAUGCUGGCAGACCACAUAGAAAGUUCCUCUGAGGUUUCUUUGCAAGCAACUACACUCUCUUCUUCAUAAAGUCUCAGCAGUGUGAAAUUUUCAAGAAGCUGAUUGCUACAACUCUCCUCUCCUUUUUUUUUUUUGCAUUGUAUUCAGAAUAAAAGAAUAACAUCUCAAUGAUUAUAACUUCUGUUUUGUAAAAGUUUGUUUUUAGUUUUGACAUAUUACUUUUGAGCUCAA